UCUCUUCCUGGGCCUUUUCCCGGAAGUGAGCUGCCGGUGUUUGUGUCUUUCGUCCACAUUGGCAGGAGGACUCAAGAUCCAGUUCAAAGCAAGUGGGAGCUAAAGGUGUUCGGAGCCAUGACUGAGACUGCAGCGGAUUGUGAGUUUCCUCAGAGACGACUCGGAAGUAAAGAGAGCCGCAACGGUAAUUUUAAAGAUAUGUCUGUUAGAGAACGACGGCAGCAGGAACGAGAAGAGCGUCUCUCUCUGGUGCUGUGGAGAAAGCCCAUCCAGACGCUGCAGUAUUCUUUCUUAGAGACACUCAUCACGUUGAAGGAGUGGACCUGGAAGCUCUGGUACAGAAGAUAUUCUGUCUUUUUGGUCCUAGUCCUUUUUUCAGUCUUCACAGUGGCCUACUCAAUAGAAGGAGCGCAUCAGACGUAUGUACAGUACAUGGAGAAGAAGAUCCUUUGGUGUGCCUACUGGGUAGGCUUGGGGAUUUUGUCAUCAGUAGGUCUUGGCACAGGCCUUCACACUUUCCUUCUUUACCUGGGCCCACACAUAGCCUCUGUCACACUGGCUGCGUACGAGUGCGGCUCUGUGAACUUCCCCGAGCCGCCAUACCCGACUCAGAUACUGUGUCCAGAGGAUGAGGGGAUGCAGGACAGCGUGUCCCUCUGGACCAUUAUGUCUAAGGUCCGGCUAGAGGCCUGCAUGUGGGGAGCUGGUACAGCUAUCGGAGAACUUCCUCCAUAUUUCAUGGCACGAGCGGCUCGUCUGUCUGGAUCUGAACCGGAUGAUGAGGACUAUGAGGAAUUUGAAGAGAUGCUGGAACAAGCCGAGAGCGCACAGGACUUUGCAACUAGAGCAAAACUGGCUGUACAAAACAUGGUUCAGAAAGUUGGAUUCUUGGGAAUCCUGGCCUGUGCCUCAAUCCCAAAUCCUUUGUUUGACCUGGCUGGUAUCACAUGCGGCCAUUUUCUGAUCCCGUUCUGGACCUUCUUUGGGGCAACACUGAUCGGAAAAGCAGUCAUCAAGAUGCACAUUCAGAAACUCUUUGUGAUCAUAACGUUCAGCAAGCACAUAGUGGAGCAGAUGGUCUCCCUGAUCGGGGCCAUACCCGGGGUUGGAGUUUCCUUACAGAAGCCUUUCCGGGAAUAUCUGGAAGCACAGAGAGCUAAGCUUCAUCACCCAGCUGGGGAUGGCACACCUGCGGGUGAGAGCUGGCUCUCCUGGGUCUUUGAGAAAGUGGUACUCGUCAUGGUCUGCUAUUUCAUUUUGUCCAUCAUAAAUUCCAUGGCACAGAGCUAUGCCAAGCGGCAGCAGCAGAGGAAGCACUCUGAGGAGAAAACCAAGUGAUAGACUCACAGUAAAUCAUCUCAGGCUCCCAUUUCGGAAACUAAGGAGUAUUUAACCUGGAAAAAAAAAACCCCAGAAUGGGCACUAAUUUAAUUUAACAUGUUGAAUCUCUGUGUACUGUUUUGUUCUACCCCCCCCACCCUCCCUCCAACUCCCUCCCUCCCUCCCUCCCUCCCUCCAACUCGUCUGUAGCGUUUAACUAUUCAACUCAGAUGUUAGAUCUUUUUACAGAGAUACAGGAAAUUAUUCGAGACCAUGGAUGGUAAAUAUUUGUUGCGAAGCCUUAUUGCAACAUUGCAGGGUCAUGCUUCCAUUGAACUGAAUACAGUUCUGAUCACGUCGAAUUAUUUAUUUCGUUUUGUGUUAGCAGUAUGAAUGGACAGGGUUGCGGUUUGUGAGAGUAGUGAUGCAGUUGAGUGUUUUUCUUUUUUUUUCCAGUUUCUUAACACAGUCUGAAGGCAUUUUCCUUUCUCUUAAACAGGGAUAGCAAUAUAAAAAAAAAAAAAAAAAGAAAGAAAA
This is a messenger RNA of Hemibagrus wyckioides, 1857 nucleotides long. RefSeq names its product vacuole membrane protein 1 (gene vmp1). NCBI's taxonomy places the organism in Eukaryota, Metazoa, Chordata, Actinopteri, Siluriformes, Bagridae. Gene Ontology annotation, cellular component: endoplasmic reticulum; endomembrane system; membrane. The record is from RefSeq and is a predicted model, not a curated record. Gene Ontology annotation, biological process: autophagy; Golgi organization. The transcript is spliced from 12 exons. The coding region runs from base 118 to 1338 and encodes 406 amino acids.